Molecule: messenger RNA, 1616 nt
Organism: Fragaria vesca subsp. vesca
Lineage: Eukaryota; Viridiplantae; Streptophyta; Magnoliopsida; Rosales; Rosaceae
Product: BEL1-like homeodomain protein 9-like
Exons: 4
Coding region: 199-1419 (406 amino acids)
Biological process (GO): transmembrane transport; dipeptide transport
Cellular component (GO): membrane
Molecular function (GO): tripeptide transmembrane transporter activity; dipeptide transmembrane transporter activity
Source: RefSeq, a predicted model, not a curated record
UCUAAUAUAUGGUAAAAAUCAAGAUGAGUGUAAGAAUUUCUGUUCUACAUUGACUAUUUCUUUCUUGGGACCGUAUCUAUAUCUUUUGCUUACCAGUUACCACACUGCACCUCUGUGUCUGACUCAUUUCCUGGUCAGGACAUUUUCCUUCCCUUCAUUAAACCCCUCUCUCUCUCUCUCAAGCAUCACACCUCAUCCAUGGCAGGCGAGGGUUUUGAAGCCUUCGACGUCCCCCAACAAAGCAGAAGAGACCACUUCCGAGUCAUGAACCUCCUAACCAACCCACCACAGCCACAACUCUCACUCUUCACACCCUCCUCCACCAUGCCAACCCACCAACCACCGCUUCCUCUACGUUUCUCCGACCACGACCACCGCCGCGUUUUUGAACGUGGUGAGUUCAGAAGCAGCCUUGUUCCCCUAGGCCCUUUCACAGGCUACGCUUCCAUACUGAAGCACUCCAGGUUUCUCAACCCUGCGCAGCAACUCCUUCAAGACUCCUGCGGGUCGGAUCGGUCCGAUUCAGACCCUCCUCGUCUCCUUAACUACUUCAAUGAAAGAGCAAGAGAUCAGAUUAUUGGAGUCAGUGAUCGGUUCGAGCUUCAGUUCAAGAAUUCCAGUCUCACCAUCAUGCUCGAUGAGGUCUACAAGAGAUAUAAGCUAUAUUGCCAGCAGAUGGAGUCAGUUGUUGCAUCGUUUGAAACUAUUGAUGGGAUUGGAAAUGCAGCACCGUACAUGUCUUUUGCCAUCAAGGCCGUUUUGAAGCACUUUGGUUUCUUGAAGAAUGCCAUUUUGGACAUACUUCAAUCAAAAGGCAAGAGUACUGUUGGUGAUUUUAGCCUUGUUAAAGAUGACAUUAGGGGGGUUUCUAAAAGAGGCCUUUGUAGCCAAAACCCAAGUCAUCAGAACCUGACCAGCAACUUUCAUCUAUCGGAAAUUCGAUCCCAAAGAGGACUUCCGGAAACUGCAGUGUCUGUGAUGAGGACAUGGCUCUUCGAACACUUCCUUCAUCCUUAUCCUAGUGAUUCUGAAAAGCAAAGGCUAGCUCAACAAACAGGCUUAUCAAGAACUCAGGUUUCCAAUUGGUUUAUCAAUUCAAGAGUAAGACUUUGGAAGCCAAUGGUGGAAGAAAUACACAGCCUGGAAACACAACAAUCUCCAAUGAUUUCAAAUUCAGACGUAACGAGAAGAAACGUAACGGCGCCAUCUCUUGGCUCUUAUUCUUUAGAGAACCCUCUCCAUUUGGGGACUCUGCCUCAAACUAAACGCUCUAGAACCAACAAACAUCUUGACAUGUCUGAGCAGAACGAAACACAAAGCAAUGCAGCAGCUUAUGAGAAUAUCACAGGGAAUUAUCUUCAUAUGAAUAGCCAUGAAGGUGAAGUGUCUUUAGCAUUAAGCCUACAGGCCAAAAAAUGAUGGAGACUGUUUCUGCUAGUGCUAGCUGGGAUUUGCUUUUUCCUUAUGCUUCUUGGAUACGUAUUAUGUAUAAAGAAGGAGAAAGGUAAGGAUCAGGAUUAAUGCUUUGAUAAGUUUAGUGGUGCUAGCUAGUUUCACAAAGUGGAGAACCCAUUAUGUUUUUAAUCAUAAUUUUAUUGUGCUACAUUCCGAAUACU